Molecule: messenger RNA, 1479 nt
Organism: Thelazia callipaeda (thelaziosis nematode)
Lineage: Eukaryota; Metazoa; Nematoda; Chromadorea; Rhabditida; Thelaziidae
Source: the annotation of a GenBank genome assembly
AUGAGAAAAUUUGUGUACAAUCUAUGGCGUCAUGAAAAUCCAGCAGCAGCGUUACUUCAGGAACGUAUUACGCACAAGAAAUCUGUCGUUAUUGAUUAUUCUUCACCCAAUAUUGUUAAACAGUUCCACGUUGGUAACUUCAGAUCUAGCAUUAUUGGCCGUUACAUCAGUGAAAUAAAUCGAACUGCUGGGAAUAAAGUCACUUCCAUCAACUAUAUUGGUGAUUGGGGACUUCAGUUUGCACUUAUCGCUGCACACUGGCCCACGAUGAAACCCGCUUAUGAAGAAUGGUCUCGUUUGACUAAUGAACAGAAAACGUCUCUUUUGGCUAAAUGCUACGUUGAAGCAAACAAACUGGCGGAAGACUCUGCUGGUUUCCGACAGAAAGCUAAUAACAUUCUUUCUAGUAUGGAAAGUGCGUUAUUGAAUGGAGAAAUUAAUGAGCACUUAUUAUUCUGGCAAAAUACACGACGGUUAUCGUAUGAAUACUUACAACAUUUUUAUAGACGCAUCAAUUUUACGAUGGAUGUGGAGUAUUUUGAGUCGGACUUUGUCGCCUCUGCUCAUCAGUUAAUUAAUGGCAUGUUAGAUAAGGGACAAGCAGAAUAUGACGAUGAUGGAGUUGUUGUAGUUCGCGGCAUAAAGGAGUCUAUGCCAAUUGUCAUUAGGAAAUCUAAUAAUACCACUCUUUAUUUAUCGAGAGAUCUAGCAUCAAUUUUGUUACGAGAACAGCUAUACGCAGCCGAUGAGUAUCUAUAUGUGGUCGACCAUUCUCAGCAACAACAUUUCACCAACUUGAAGCAUCUUCUGACUGCUGUAGGGAAGAAAGAUCUCAGCGACAAAGUUCACCAUGUCUCAUUUGGCCGUGUAAAAGGGCUUUCCACAAGACGAGGAAACUCCCAAGUUGUAAGUACAAUAUUGAAUCAGGGAUCUGAACUCGCCAAAUCAUUCAUCUGCAGAUCAAAAACAAUGAAAAUUUGUCCAGAAGAAAUCCCGCAUGUUGCAUAUAAGUUAUCACUCGCAACAAUGAUAGUUGAUGAUCUCAAGAGAGCACGAAAUAGCGAAUACACAUUUUCUUUCGACAAAGCAUAUCAAAUGAAUCAGAAUAAUGCACUCUUAUUACAGACAAAGCACAGCCGUCUAACUUCAAUCGAGAGACGGAAUCAUAUUUUGAUGCAAAAUUUAUUGCAACAAUUUGAAGACGAAUUUGAAACAAAUGAAGCGACUUCGCAGCUUUUGAAACAAUUUAAGGCUUUUCCAGAUGCCCUAUACGACAGCUAUAAUGAAAUGCAACCAUGUCGUCUGGCCGUAUAUUUAUUGCAGUUAGCAAAUCUUGUCGGCGCCGCUUCUUCUGUUCUUCGAGUGUCAGGUGAAGCGCCAAAUAUAGCCCUACCGAGGUUAUUGUUAUUGUCUACAGCUAGGAAAAUUUUGAACAGUGGUAUGCAUUUGCUAGGUGUAGAACCACUGCAAGAGAUGUGA